Panicum virgatum (switchgrass) is the source of this 2016-nucleotide messenger RNA. RefSeq names its product P-(S)-hydroxymandelonitrile lyase-like. Gene Ontology annotation, biological process: proteolysis. The record is from RefSeq and is a predicted model, not a curated record. Bases 76 to 1617 code for a protein of 513 amino acids. Lineage: Eukaryota; Viridiplantae; Streptophyta; Magnoliopsida; Poales; Poaceae. Gene Ontology annotation, cellular component: vacuole. The transcript has 9 exons. Gene Ontology annotation, molecular function: serine-type carboxypeptidase activity.
CCUCGUCCAUGUAGCCGGCCAACCAACGGGGUCAUUCCUCGUCCAUGUAGCCGGCCAACCAACGGAUCGAAGCACAUGGCUUGCAGCUCCGGCCACCACCGCUCCCCACGGCGCGCCGCCGCCGCGCCGCCACCGCUCCUCGCACUAGCCGCCGCCAGCCUCCUCCUGCUGCCGCUGCUGGCGUUCGAGGACGACCGGAUCCUGGGGCUGCCGGGGCAGCCCAACGGCGUGGCGUUCGGCAUGUACGCCGGCUACGUCACCGUCGACGAGCAGGCCGGCCGCGCGCUCUUCUACUGGCUCCAGGAGGCCGGCCGCGACCCGGGCGCCGCGCCGCUCGUCCUGUGGCUCAACGGCGGGCCCGGGUGCUCCUCCGUCGGCUCCGGUGCGCUCGAGGAGCUCGGCGCGUUCCGCGUCCACGCCGACGGCGAGACGCUCCUGCUCAACGACUACGCCUGGAACAAAGCGGCGAACGUGCUGUUCUUAGAGUCGCCGGCCGGCGUGGGGUUCUCUUACAGCAACACCAGCUCCGACAUCGUCAUGGGCGACAACAGAACAGCGCAUGACUCGUACACGUUCCUGGUGAAAUGGUUCGAGAGAUUCCCGCAGUACAAGUACCGUGAUUUCUACAUUGUCGGAGAGAGCUAUGGAGGUCACUUUGUUCCUCAGCUCUCGCAGCUUGUGCACAGGAACAACAUCGGCGUCGAGAAGCCUGUCAUCAACUUCAAAGGCUUCAUGGUCGGGAACGGUCUGAUCAACGACCGCACUGACCUGACCGGCAUGUUCGAGUACUGGUGGCACCACGGCCUCAUCUCCGACGAGACCCUGGAGAGCGGGCUCAAGGUCUGCUCCGAGACCUCCUUCAUCCACCCCUCGCGGGAGUGCCUGGAGACAUGGGUCGGGGCCCUCGAGGAGCAAGGCAACAUCGACGUCUACAGCAUCUACACGCCGCCGUGCGACAAGGGUAGCGCGUUCGAGCUCAGACUCAAGAGGAGCCGCCGCCGCCGCGUAAGUCGCCUUGGCCACCAGCUUCUCUCUAGUCUGAAAAGAGCUAGAGAGAGACGAUGGCCUGACGAUGAUCUCGUUCAGGCAUGGAUGCUGCCAGCGUACGACCCGUGCGUCGACUUCUACGCGACCAAGUACAUGAACCUGCCCGAGGUGCAGAAGGCCAUGCACGCCAACGUCACCGGCAGCAUAGAGUACCCAUGGAGUUUAUGCAGCGAUCCCGUAUAUGAUAACUGGCCAGAGACACCCCAUUCCAUGCUACCCAUCUACAAGGAACUCAUCGGAGCUGGCCUCAAGGUGUGGGUCUUCAGUGGUGACACAGACACUGUGGUGCCUCUGACCUCGACCAGGCGCUCUCUUGCCGCCCUGGGCCUUCCUGUCAAGACCAGCUGGUACCCCUGGUACAUGGUCCCAUCUGAGGUUGGGGGCUGGAGCAUGGAGUAUGAAGGCCUGACCUUCGUCACCGUCCGCGGCGCCGGGCACGCGGUGCCCCAGCACCGCCCGGCGCAGGCCCUCGUCCUGUUCCAGCACUUCCUGCAGGGGGAACCCAUGCCGGCCGAGGCAACGAAUGCCAGCCUCAUCCUCCUUCCUAGUGAGAAGGCUCGCUCCUACUGAGCUGGGGAGCACUAGUGCCAGAUGACGGUGGUUGUACGACGAGUCGACGAUCGUCAUUACGUCGUCUGUACGCGGAGAAUAAAAUCUGAAGGACCAUCUUUCUUCCGGAACGAUAAUAUGUGUAUAAACCAUCGGCAUGGCUAUGGAUCGAUUGUUUCUUCUGCUGAAGCCAUAUAUGAAUAAUGCAUGCUUGGAUUGUGCCGAAAUCAGAUUCAGGCAUGCUUGCUCCGUGCCUCUGCCACAGUACCGCAGUUGCUUUUAAGCGAGGUUUUGUAACAGAAUGGCUUAAUAUUUUUCACCUCUGCAUUUGCUGUUAAACUCAAUUCAUUCAAGUGGGAUGAUUUGAGAUUUGUGCAUCGCUGUUGAGUCCGCCAUCGGGUUCUCUACCCUUUGUUGCUU